Messenger RNA from Schizosaccharomyces cryophilus OY26, 1932 nucleotides. Its product is annotated as fusion cytochrome c oxidase assembly protein. The transcript is spliced from 3 exons. The record is from RefSeq and is a predicted model, not a curated record. Lineage: Eukaryota; Fungi; Ascomycota; Schizosaccharomycetes; Schizosaccharomycetales; Schizosaccharomycetaceae. Gene Ontology annotation, biological process: translation. Gene Ontology annotation, cellular component: mitochondrial small ribosomal subunit. The coding region runs from base 1 to 1932 and encodes 643 amino acids. Gene Ontology annotation, molecular function: methyltransferase activity; structural constituent of ribosome; copper ion binding.
AUGUAUCAUUUAAGAUGGUUUACUCGAUGUCAUUCUAAAAAUUCAAUUAUCAAAUUGAAAAAUUGCAGUAAAAAUCAGCGCCUUGUGCAGCUGACAGGAGCGAAUUGGGGUAACUCUCGAUCAAGAAGCUAUUCCACGCAGGUUGAACAAGUGAAUCAAUUGGACAGUGAUGCUGCGAAACGUGAAUCUUCUACUUUAUUUAACUUUCUUUUGAAAGAGCAAAAAAAAUCGGGUGAUUUGCAUCUUCAUACUGCUUUCAAUCUCUAUAUGGAUGAACUAUUAGCCAAUGCUGACAAAGGUCGAAUCAAAAACCUAACUAAUAAAACGCACAAACGUAGGGAAGAAGAAGUAAGAACCCCAAUAUCUCUCCCUUGGAAAGAAGAGUCUACAAAGACAAUGACAGAUUAUCAAAUUUUGGCGUAUUUGAAAGAAACGAUGCCAUACCAGUAUGCUUCCUUAUAUCACAUCUUUUACGAAGUGAAAGGUCUUUUGAAGGGUAAACCGAGCGACCAAUUGAAAGUUUUGGACUGUGGAAAAGGACCAAGCUUGGGCGCCAUUUUGAGUCGAUCUUUCUUUCCAUCAACAACUCCACCAGCUGUCGUUGAAGAAAACAGAUUCCUUCGUGAAAUCAUAAAACAAGUCAAUCAAAAUAUAAUUGCCUCACAGGGUUCUGGGGACAUGAAUGGUGAAAUUUUAGGUCGAUUGCCGCUUUCCCAAAAAGGAAAGUACGAUUUAAUUAUAGCUUCUAAUCGUCUCCUUGAAUGUGGUUCAGAAGAGGAAUUUUUUGGAUAUUUACGUGCGCUUUGGUCUUUGUUAAACAAGGGAGGUAUCGUAAUUCUUACUGAGCAAGGCUCAAAACACGGCUUUAAUGCCAUCAAAAGGGCUAGGUCGUUUUUGCUAAACAGAGAAAAAGACAAGGAAAACAAUCGGUUAGAUGCCCGAAUACUAGCUCCUUGUCCCCACGAAGAUCGUUGUCCCGUUCAAAUAGAGGGCGGUGUGAGAGCAAACGUUUGUAGCUUCAAACAACAUUUCUUUUUUCCUUCCUUUUCUCGCAUGUACGUUCCACAAGCUAGAAGAAGAUCACAUUCUCUAUCAAAUUUUAGCUAUGUCGUCUUACAAAAGGGAGUAGCUCGUCAAUUAGAUACAUAUAAAGCUAUUCAAAAUGAACAGGAUUUAUUGCGGACCGAUUUUGAGCUUAAUCCUAGCCCUAUAAACUGGCCCCGUAUAAUUCGAUCACCUUUAAAGCGUCACGGCCAUGUAAUUGUUGAUGUGUGCGAUCACGAUGCUCAACUUCGUCGACACAUCGUGCCUAAGUCUCAAGGUAAACUAUAUUACCAAAUAGCCAGAAAAUCAAGUUUGGGAGACCGUUUCCCCAUAAAAGGUAAAACCCAAAGUGUGGAAUCAACACAUCAUUUCCAUAAGCACUUAGAAGCUAAGGAACAACCUGCUUCUCUAAAUUCCCCUUCCAAGGAUCCUUCGCAGCUAUCUGAAGAGCCAAUACCAAGCUAUGCUUUUUCCGGUAGACGAUCUUACAGUACGCGAUCUUGUUUGAAUCAAAAUGCAUUCAAUUCUUCUUCAGGACUACUGAAAGGUUCAUUAAUUAACAAGCGAUACUAUUCCCAAAGGUAUAGAGUUAAUCCGAAGUUAAAAUAUCAACGCCAAACAACUAUUAAUUAUUUGAUUGCUCUCUCUAUCUUAGUACUUGGUAUAACAUAUGCAUCGGUUCCUCUUUACCGCUUGUUUUGUUCCAAAACAGGAUACGGCGGAACCGUCAAUACCGAUCAAGAGAUUGGCGUUGCUACUUAUAACAUUGUACCAGGUCAAGCCGCUGUGUAUUUUUCCAAAGUUGCCUGUUUUUGUUUCGAAGAGCAAAAGCUGGAUGCCCGCGAAAAAGUUGACUUGCCUGUAUUUUUCUUUUUGGAUCCCGAAUGA